Molecule: messenger RNA, 1681 nt
Organism: Lotus japonicus
Lineage: Eukaryota; Viridiplantae; Streptophyta; Magnoliopsida; Fabales; Fabaceae
Exons: 11
Coding region: 1-1479 (492 amino acids)
Biological process (GO): DNA repair; DNA replication; DNA recombination
Cellular component (GO): nucleus
Molecular function (GO): DNA binding
Source: RefSeq, a predicted model, not a curated record
AUGGCACGUAAGACUAGCUUGAUUGCUGAAGUUGAUGAUUCAAAAGAAACAUGGAAAUUGGGAGUAAGAAUAACUAAUCUUUGGGUUGUUGAGAAGUCAUCGAAAGUGAAUGCUAUGGAAAUGAUAUUUAUGGAUCAAAAGGGAGGAAAAAUUACAGCUGUAGUGAAAAAAUUCGAUAUUGACAAGUGGAAGUCAAUGCUUAAGGAGGACAACACUUAUAUUGUUCAAAACUUUGAGGUUAACCACAAUGAUGGUCAAUUUAGGACUUCAAAUCAUCCUUACAAAUUAGUUUUCAUGAAAGGGACAAUAGUGCAAGCGCGUCAAAUUCCUGAAAUACCUCAUAAUAUUUAUCACUUCACUCCCUUUGAUGACAUCUUAGCGGGAGGUGCAUCUACUGAAGUGUUAGUAGAUGUGAUCGGUGAAUUGUCAGAUGUCGUACAAAUUCAAAAAGAGAGUGUGCCAAAAAGGGUGGUAUUGGUCUUAAAGGAUGAAAGUUUUCUGGAAACACAUGUAGAAGGUCAUGUUGUCAUAUUGCUUUCUCUUGCAAAGAUAAAAGAGACAAAUGGGAAAUAUCCAACAACCAUCCAAAACUCAAUGUAUUGUUCGAAAUUGUUCAUUGAUGAACCUCUUGCGGAGAUUCAGGAGUAUAAAAAUAGGUUGGGCUCAAUAUGUGUCAAUGAAUCUUACAGUCAAAAAAUGUCUCAAUUCUCUUCAUGCUCUCAAUUUACAAGUGAAGAGAAAUUUGUGCAAAAUGAUAUUGUUAAAAGUUUGUCUCAGCUUAAUGAGGUUCAGAAGGAAUGCUAUGUAGUAACUGUUGCCAAAAUAGAUAAAAUGUGUGUUGGAAAUGGUUGGAGCUAUGAAGCAUGCUUUAAGUGCAAUAGGAAGGCAGAUUGUUCAAGUCUACCAUUCACUUGUCCAAAAUGUGGGAAAAAAAACACUGAAACAGUUCCAAGAUUUAGGGUUGAAGUUAUGGUAUCCUAUAACAAUAAUAGUUCAAAAUUUGUGCUGUGGGAUCGAGAGUGUAUCCAAUUAGUGAAGCAAACUGCUAUUGAUCUUAAGAAGCAACUUCUUGAUGAAGGUGAAUUUGAUGCAAUGGUUGUUCCAGAACCAAUUGAUUGCAUUCUUGGAAAACUGUUUGCCUUUAAAGUUAAGGUUCAACCCGGCUACAAACAGUUUUCUGUCACAGGAGUUUCUGAUAAUGAAAAGACCAUUGAAAGCAUAAGGGACAAAUUGCAAGUUGAUGAGGAUUCCCUAAUGAGCAAGAAAGGGAAAUCAAUUAGCUCCUUCCUCAAAGAAGAUGAUGCAUAUGAGAUUCAAUCAUUGUCUGCAACAGCUGAUUCUGAUACUACAUCAAUAGGACAUUGUACUCCUGCUAAGAGAUUGUCAAAGGAUACACUAGAUGAUGAUUUUGCAUGCCAAGAUUUGCCUUCUGUUCAACUCUCUUCUUCAAAAGUCACAAAGCACAUCAAAACUGAAUGAUAUGCUUCAUUUAUUAUUAUUAAGAUGAAGCUUAUGAGUGAAACUUCUUUUUGCAUCUUUUGGCUAGAAUAGAAACUAACCAUAGUUGUUAGAAACAGUUGAAUCAGUAACUGUGGCUUUUUUGUAAUUAGAUGCUAUAUAAUCUUUUUGUAAUUAGAUGCUAUCUAAACUGUUUAGCCAGUAUUGACUUCACUAUGUGGAA